AUGCCCGAUGCUAUACUUUUCAACUUCAUCCCCAUAACUUCUCUACUGAGGGGUGUUCCUGGAAGAGGAUUUUUGUCUCAUGCAGUUAACCUUUACCUUAGAUAUAAGCCUCCAAUAAGUGAUUUGUGGUACUUUUUGGAUUUUCAAUCGCAUAAGAUAUGGGCCCCCAUUCAUAAUGACCUCUCGUUGGGCCCAACUGGAAAUAACAAGAUAUUGCAAACACCAGCAUUGCAGUUCAACUUGAUGGGCCCAAAGCUAUAUGUGAACACAACUCAAGUAACGUCGGAAAAGAGUCCGGUCACGGGAGUGCGGUUGUACUUGGAGGGCAUCAAGGGAAAUAGGUUAGCCAUUCAUCUCCAGCACCUGGUAACCCCUCCUCUUCUCCUACAGCGCCAACGACAAUCACAGUUGUGGUGGCGGAGCACCCAACACAUAACAGACAGCCAACAUUACUUUGAAGCCGUCCAGUGGAAGAAAUUCUCCCACAUCUGCAUAGCCCCGCUCUCUGGAUGUUAUGUCGUGCAGUCCAGCUGGAUGGACCGUGCGUCCGACUGCCACUCCAUCAGAUCUGCCUUUUUCUCUACCAUUAGCGCCUCCUCCAUUCGCGAUCGGGAUCCCGAGCAAGUGAUUGUGGACUCUGGAGUUUAUCCGACGGGCCCACCUGCCGCUCAAUUGCAGAAGAAGAUGUUGAGAUUUGUGGACACGUCCGAGAUCUGCCAUGGGCCGUCAGAUAACCCAGGCCACUGGUUGGUCACGGGGGCCAAGUUGGAUUUGGAUAAGGGUAAAAUAUGCCUCAGGGUCAAAUUCUCGCUCUUGAAUUUCGCUUCUUGA
This is a messenger RNA of Striga hermonthica, 831 nucleotides long. The record is from the annotation of a GenBank genome assembly. Lineage: Eukaryota; Viridiplantae; Streptophyta; Magnoliopsida; Lamiales; Orobanchaceae.